Molecule: messenger RNA, 775 nt
Organism: Fusarium verticillioides 7600
Lineage: Eukaryota; Fungi; Ascomycota; Sordariomycetes; Hypocreales; Nectriaceae
Exons: 2
Coding region: 87-503 (138 amino acids)
Biological process (GO): regulation of DNA-templated transcription
Molecular function (GO): DNA-binding transcription factor activity, RNA polymerase II-specific; zinc ion binding
Source: RefSeq, a predicted model, not a curated record
UGCUCUUAAAGUCGACAUCGACAUCUCAUGAGAUGCAAAGUUGAGAUCAUUGUAAGAUAAUUAAUUAUCGUAAAGUUCAUACGAGAAUGUCGAGCCCUGCUUCGCAUCGGGAUGAGUCUACGGACUUGAGUCCUACAGUUACAAACACGUCGAUGGAUUCGGAGCCGAAGAAGGCGGGCAAGCGAGUGCUGUCAUGUGUGCUCUGCCAACAGAGGAAAAAGAAAUGCGAUCGGAAGAGUCCGUGUUCGAAUUGCAUAAGGCUUAAAACAGUCUGCACUCCAAGUUUACCAGCACCGCCAAGGAAGCGCAGACGUCCGAAUCAAGAUCUUCUGGAAAGGCUUGCGAGAUGUGAAGAACUUCUGCGGCAUUGCACUUGUAUAAGACUUCCGACGCCAGAGCAUAGUCCGCCAAAUCAACGCGAGCAGUCACCUCUGAGCUUACACGAAGGCGAUGACUUGAAGAGGAAGAGAAGCAGAGAGCAGUCGCCUACGGGAGCAGAUUAAUGGACAGCUGGAAUUGUCUUCUCACAGGAAUCAGUUCUCGAAGAAAUCAUGGAUGGCCGAGCGGUUCAUUAUUUGACUUUGAAGUCUCCUAGUACGAAGGUUCACAUAUUUUGAGACCAGUUCUCUGGCAAUUGGGUUUUGUCUUUAUGGAGUUGAGGUCUUUCAUUGGGGAUGGACCAUUUCGCAGACGGCUUGCCUGCUUUUAUGACGAUACCCAAUUUCUCUUCUUUAAUUUCUCAGUCUCUGAGAUGCAAUAUAAUUGUAUGGCACGA